Bicyclus anynana (squinting bush brown) is the source of this 2986-nucleotide messenger RNA. Its product is annotated as cell adhesion molecule Dscam2-like. Gene Ontology annotation, molecular function: protein binding. The transcript has 26 exons. The coding region runs from base 191 to 2986 and encodes 931 amino acids. The record is from RefSeq and is a predicted model, not a curated record. Gene Ontology annotation, biological process: axon guidance; cell-cell adhesion. NCBI's taxonomy places the organism in Eukaryota, Metazoa, Arthropoda, Insecta, Lepidoptera, Nymphalidae. Gene Ontology annotation, cellular component: plasma membrane; axon.
GGAGGGUGGACGUGUUUUGUCUGUUUCGUAAGUUUUCGUGCGUGAGCUCGACUAACUUUUCGAUUGUUAAAAUUUAUUUUGGACUUGUUCGAGUUAGUGGUUAUGACUUGCUACUUGGAUUGGUGUAUUGGAACUUUUUGGAAAAUGUGGUUCUUAUUUGUGUAGAGUGCAAAGGAACAAAUCGAUCGAAAUGUCGCCAACAAUCCUGGUCCUGUUCAUCUGUAUAACGGCAUUCAAUAUCGAUGCUCUCCUAGUCUACAAUACAAGGCCCUCCAUUGUAGAAUCCCAUACGCAUGGAAAUUUAACUAAUAGAUUCCUAAAUAUGGGCAGCUCACUGUUUACAGGUACAACGGGCACAUUAAAAGACAAAUUUGGUUAUGGCCAAAUGUCUGCAGUCACCAGAAAGCCCAGAAAGCCAACUUCGGAUACUUCACCUGAGUAUAGUGAAAGUUCAAUCUUUGGGUACAAAUCGAAGCUGUCACAUUUCAGCGAAUACUCCAGAAGAGGUCUAGACCGAAGAAAAAGAAUACGAAGAGGAUUGUCUGACAACCGCGUGAUCAUCACCCAUCACUUCACCGAAAGAACUGUCACUCCUGGCGGUGAUAUCAGCAUGCAAUGCUCUGCCACCGGGGACCGACCACCGCAGUUUGUGUGGGAAAGAGAUGGCGUCACUAUGUCCAGUAACACUGAUCCAAGGUACGCGUUAGGCCAAGUGAUGACAUCAGACAACUCAGUCGUAGCGCAACUGAACAUCACCAGAGUAAGAGUAGAAGAUGGCGGCUUAUACUCCUGCACAGCAAGAGAAGGAGAUCAUUCCGCCACCCAUGAAAACAGACUCGAUGUUUAUGGACCUCCGUACAUUCGAUCAUUGCCCCCAAUCAAAGUUCAAAGUGGAGAACCUAUUAAUUUAAGAUGUCCUUUCUAUGGAUAUCCAAUAAGUAAAAUAGACUGGGAACAUAAAGGGAAAACAAUAAAUUCAAACAACUUAUUCCAAAGUCGAUAUAAAAGGAAUCAAAGUCAUACAAAAAAGAAAACACGUAGAAGCAUUUCUAAUAUACAUGGAAUACUAACAAUACCAGAAGUCAACAAAGAAGACAACGGCGCUGUAUAUACCUGCAUAGUAACGUCACCAUCUGGUGAAAUGGCAAGAAGAGCGUUUGAAAUACAAGUGAUAGAAGCACCAAUUCUUGAAGAUCUUCUUCUUGGCAAUAACCUUCAAGAGGGUCAAAUAGUUAAUAUUUAUUGCAACGUUCGUAGCGGAGAUUUGCCGAUACAUUUUGAAUGGUUAAAAGAUGGGAAGAGAAUACCAAGCAGCUUAAAAGUCGUAGAAAGAAGUUCAGAGCUCUUCAGUGCAUUAGUGAUAAAAAAAGUGUCGUUAGAACACUGUGGAACUUAUACAUGCGUCGCUUCUAACCACGUUGCUAAAGUUAAUAGAUCGACGGAAUUGUAUAUUAAAGUGGCACCAAAAUGGUUGGAAGAGCCUAAUAACUCUUCAUUACUUUUGGGAAGAAGAGGCGCUGUAUCUUGUAGUGCCAGUGGAUAUCCUCAGCCUCAAGUUCACUGGAUGAAAAAAGACGCAAUGUUAGGAACCUGGCAACCAGUCCUGGAGUUAGCUGGCGGUGGAAUUCUUAGCUUGCCCAACGGCACUCUAAUAAUUGAGGAAGUAUCACUCACAGACGAGGGUCUAUAUUCUUGUAACGUGGAAAAUGGCGUCGGAACACCGCUCAGUAAAACUGUCUGGAUGAGCGUUAACAAGCCGGUGCAUUUUGAAGUGUCAUCGACCAACGUGACGUCAAGACUGGGGCACCCCGUCACAUUGGAGUGUCGAGCACUCGGUGAUGAUCCUAUAAGGAUUGCUUGGACCCAUGAUGGCAAAAAUUUGGAUUCUUCAAGUCACAGAGCAAAACACACGGAGUCAAAGACUGCUCUCGGUCUAACUUCAACCAUCAACGUACAAUUCUCUGAGGCGGUGGACGCAGGCUUCUACCAAUGCCGAGCCAGUAACCCAUACGGCACCGCUGCUUUUAAUAUAUUCCUGACUAUACUAGAACCUCCAACCCCCCCAUCCGAGCUGCGUGUGGAGUCAGUCCGCUCCCGUACAGCCGUGGUAUCGUGGAGGGAAGCACGCGCUCACGCCAAACACUACGCGCUACAAUACGCACCAGCACACUACGCAGACGCAGGGUGGGAACAUGCAGUGAACAUCAACGUUACCAGGAAAGAAAACGACAUUCGUCAAACCAUCGAACUUCAGAAUCUGCGACCGGCGACUGCAUAUGUAGUUCGCGUCGCGACGGGCAAUGAAGUGGGGGUCAGUCGGUAUACCGCCCCCAUACAUCUCACUACCCAUGAAGAAGCUCCAACAUCUCCGCCUAUAAACAUCCAAGUGGAACAAACAGAAAACCCUGGGGAGUUAUUUCUAUCGUGGUCACCGCCACCUAAAGACAGUCAUAACGGAGUCAUAACCGGAUACCACAUAAAAGUCGUUCCACAAAAUAUUGGACCUGUUUCAGACGAUGGUGAAACACGAAAUGUUAAAGUUUCACAACUAUCCGGAAAACAAGAAACAACUAUCAGUGGUCUCCUAAAAAAUACAAGAUAUGCUGUAACGAUAUCAGCUUAUAACAGCGCUGGGUCAGGACCCUUUUCUCUGCCGGUAUUUCAAGAUACAAUGGAAGGCGCUCCAGAACAUGCUCCAUCUUCUGUGGAAUGCACAGCAGUGUCUUCCACUUCACUAAGGGUUGGCUGGCAACCUAUCGCUAUUCAUGGACAAGGGAGUUCUUUGAUUGGAUAUUCGAUCUUGUAUGCUACAGAGGAUAGUGUUUGGCACAAUCAAACAUCACUCCACACGGAGAUUUACCUUCAGAGCUUGGCAAAAUACACGAACUACAGUGUUAAAGUAGCUGGUUUUUCUAACUAUGGACCUGGGCCACCUUCAUACCCUAUCGUGUGUUCUACGCUUCAAGAUGAAGAGCGAGGCUUCUAA